CCACCCUCACUGACUGUGUGUGUGUGCAGUGUGUAGAAUCACAAGUAGUAUGGAAUGCCGAGAGGGAAUUCUUUUUAUAAAUUGCUGUUUUGGGCAUGUAAUACAAACAGUCCAGAAGAAUUCAGAGUGUCAAGGGCAUUGAAAGAAAACACUUAUCCAUUUUUGGCACUGAUUGUCCUACGACAAAACAGAAUGACAGUAGUAGCACGUAUAGAGGGUCCUAUAGGGCCUGGAGAACUCAUAGAAAAAUUAGAAAGAAUCUUGCAGGAUAACGAGGCAUCCUUAAUAGCUGCACGUGCUGAAAGGGAAGAAAGAGAUUUCACUCAGACGUUGAGGAGAGAGAAAGAUGCAGCAUUAUUAAAAUCCUUGAAAGCUAACAAAGAAAAGGAAAGGAAAAGGAGAGAAGAUCAGGAUAAAAUUGACCGAGAAAAACAAAGAUUAGUGGAUGAGGAAAACAAACGAAAAGAAAUGAUACAGGAAAGAGAAAGAUUGAAGGAAGAAUUAAAGAUUGAAAUCCCAGAGGAGCCUGCAGUAGAUGACCCAGAUGUAGUUCGAAUCGUUCUGAAGUUACCUCACGGAUCAAGGACUGAAAGAAGAUUUCUGAAAAACCAAUCAUUAAAGUUUUUAUAUUAUUUCGCAUUCUGUCAUGAGGACUGUCCGGAUGACUUUCAUGUAGUGACAAAUUUCCCCCGAAGGACUCUCCCCUGUGAACCCUCAAAGAACGGCCCUGAUCCCCCUUCCUUUGAAGAGGCGGGGCUAGGCAAAAAUGAAAUGCUUUUUGUACAAGAUAAUGAGGCAUGAUAUUCACAGGAUAUACAUUUAGAAUAACACUAUGGCUCCAAAAGAGAAAAGUUUCAAAACGAAGGCUAUGUAAAAUGCAGGCGCUUACCAAGAAAUUUGGUAGGAAGAAAGGAAAAAAAGCAAGGAAAGAUUCUAUUAUGUUAUGCAUUUUAUUGAUCAGAAAAUUGUCGUUUAUUUUUUGACCAGAAUGUUGUUCCUCUUUAUAACCAAAUACAAAUGUAGUAAGAAGUACGUGUUGCCAAGUCAAUGAGUAACCCAGAUGUUCCUGUUUUUUUCUAUUUAUAUUUUAUAAUUUUUUUUCCCUCAUGUUCAAGGGUACUGUGGAAAUUGAUAACUUUAGGAAAUCUUUUAGAAUGAAUUAGUUUGAUUUAUUAUAAAAACCUAAAGAUAUGUUUAGUACGUACCUAAGGGUUACCAUUUCAGUAACUACUAUAUGUCCUCUGGAGGGCCUUUCAGCCCUUUGUUAAUUGUAUGAUCAGGUCAUUUCAUUUUUCUCAAAAACCAUGGAAUAGUACAUGAAGUGUUCUUUAUACUUGAAAUACAUAGUUACAUACUGUGGAAUUUUUUACAUUUUUGGGAACCAAUGUUUUUGAAUUGUGAGUAUGUUAAAAGUUUAUUCACUGAGUGAAUAAGUUUUGUGGAUUCACUUUCAUGUAUGAAAAAUACAGACUGUGUUUAAUAAUCAAUAAUUUUUUGGGAUGAGCUUAAAUAGCAUAUCCAUGGCAAAAUGAGCUCCCAUGAAUUAUAAUAAUUCCACGGUAUGUACAAUAUAAUGACAUGGUAAGAGUCAAACUGAAAGUAUUUCUUACAUUGUAUUUCCAGGGGAGCAAUACUGAAAGUCCUACUCAUAAAAAGUAAGUUGCUGCAUUCUAGUUAAACAUUAAAAUUUUUGUGCCCGAUUUGUUAAAUUUAUGCCUUACAUAUUUGACUCUUAGUUGAAAUAGAAUGCUGUUUUAAUAAAUUCACUGCGAAAUUAUAUUUUGAAAACAUUGAGAUGCUUUAAUGGUAAAUUUAUUAAUAUUAUAUAGAAAGCAUACUCAAAUGUCAGAGUGAUUAAGAUGGUUAUAUAGUUAAUAAUGUGUUUUUGUAUGUUAUUGUAUAGUGUUUGUAUGAAAGUCUUUAUUUUUUAUCUAGUCAACCUUUUUAUCUCACCUGAGCUGAAAGCUCAAGUGAGCUUUUCUUUUUGUCUAGCGUUCGUCUGUCUGUCUGUCUGUUAACUUUUUUACAUUUUCGACUUCUUCUCCAGAACUACUGGACCAAUUUCAACCAAAUUUGGCACGUGAAGCAUCAUUUGGUGAUGGGGAUUCAAGUUAGUUAAAAUGAAGGGCCAUACUUUCUUUCAAGGGGAGAUAAUUAGGACUAAUUGAAAAUUUGUAGAUAUUUUUAAAAAUCUUCUUCUCAGAAACCAUUUGAUCAGAAAAGCUGAAACUUGUGUGGAAGCACCAAGGGUGUAUAGAUUCAAGUUUGUUCAAAUCUUGGUUCCAAGGGGUAGGCUUGGGCUACAGUUCGGGGGAGGGGGUGUCAAAUUUACAUAGGAACAUAUAAGGUUAAAUUUUAAAAACAUUAUCAAAAACCAUUUUGCUAGAAAAGUUGAAACCCAUGUGGAAGCAUUUGAUUUACCAUCAGCUGUUUU
Magallana angulata is the source of this 2434-nucleotide messenger RNA. RefSeq names its product FAS-associated factor 2-like. Gene Ontology annotation, molecular function: ubiquitin binding. The transcript is spliced from 7 exons. Lineage: Eukaryota; Metazoa; Mollusca; Bivalvia; Ostreida; Ostreidae. The record is from RefSeq and is a predicted model, not a curated record. Bases 55 to 801 code for a protein of 248 amino acids. Gene Ontology annotation, cellular component: endoplasmic reticulum.